Messenger RNA from Myzus persicae (green peach aphid), 1615 nucleotides. Its product is annotated as peptidyl-prolyl cis-trans isomerase FKBP8. The record is from RefSeq and is a predicted model, not a curated record. Gene Ontology annotation, molecular function: protein binding; peptidyl-prolyl cis-trans isomerase activity. Bases 317 to 1501 code for a protein of 394 amino acids. NCBI's taxonomy places the organism in Eukaryota, Metazoa, Arthropoda, Insecta, Hemiptera, Aphididae. The transcript is spliced from 5 exons.
AAUAUACUAUAGUUACUUAAUAGUCAAUAGUCUAUGGUCUAUAAUUUAUGCAGUAUGUCUGAAAAUUGAAAUACAGAAAGUAAAAAACAAGAAGUAAAAAAAAUAAUCUGUAUUUACUAUUCACUAUUGUACAUACACUAUUUUGUAAUUUGUUUUAAUUAAUAAUUGUUUUAUUUAGUUAUUUAUUCAUUCAGUCUGUUAUUAAUUUAAUUUAAUUAUUGUCACGGUGACAAUCCAUGCUGUGUGUUGAGUGGUGAUCAAAGGUGUUGAUUAUUGAACUUGUAUUUCCGAACACUGCUAAAACAAUUAUUUUCAAAUGGAAGACAUGGGAUUAAAUCUAAAGCAAAAUAAUACCAUUCCACCAAACAUGACUUCCAAAGUAUCUGAUUUUAUAACUGCUGAACAAGGCACUUCUUUGGGACCUUCGAUUAGUUCUAAUGAUAUUCAGUUAGAUAGUGAACACAAUAAUGAAGAUGUUCCUUCUCAAUCAGUGAAUGAAGGCGAACCAAAGGAACAAACUUACCAAGAUAUUUUAGGUUCUGGGGAUUUAUUGAAAAAAAUCAUUAAGCAAGGAGCUCUUGACGAACGACCAAUGAAAGGUGAACAAAUUGUGAUAAAUUUAGUUGGUCGUCUAGAAGAUAAUGAUGAUAUAUUUGAAAAAGAAGACAAUUUUGAAAUCACUCUUGGUGAUUGUGAGGUAAUUCAAGGUGUUGAUUUAGCUUUAAGCUUAAUGAAUGUAGGUGAAAUAGCUGAGUUGAAAAUAGCAUCACGAUUUGGUUAUGGUGAAAAGGGAUUGAGUCCAAAGGUUCUGGGUGGAGCUAGAUUAGUUUAUAUUGUAGAACUAGUAUCUGUAAAGCCAGAAAUACUUCCAGAUGACCUUACUCCAAUUGAAAGGCUUAACAUUGGGCUCAAAAAAAAAGAUAAAGGAAACUGGUGGUAUGCACGUAAUGAAAACACUAUGGCUUUACAUGUGUAUCGCAAAGCUCUUCAAUAUUUUGGAGGACCAGGAGAUAUAAUUGGUUCAGAUUCAGAACAAAAAGACAUUCUAAGUGAACGUGUCAAGACAUUGAACAACAUGGCAGCUGUCCACAUGUCUAUGAACAGUUUAGAUUUAGCUUUAAGUACACUGGAUAGUGUACUCGCUGUUGAACCUAAUAAUGAAAAAGCGAUUAUGCGCAAGGGUAAAGUACUAGCCUUAAAAGGACAAAAUAUGGCAGCUGCCCGUGAGCUUGAAAAAGCAUUGCAAAUAAAUCCAAAUAACAAAACUGUUCAAAGCAUUCUUAGCAAUGUUAAAGCAGCAUUAGUCAAAGAGAGAGUACAAGAAAGAGAAUUGUAUAAAAAAAUGUUGGGUCAAAAAGAUAAUAAUGAAAAAUCAGCAAAAGACGACAAAAAUACGAGCACAACAUUUAUAAUCAGUGGGCUUGUUGCUGGAUUAGCAGUAAUUUGUGGAUACUGUUACCUUAACAACAACUUUCCUUUCAGCAAAUUUAGCACUUUAUAGUUUUUUUUUAUGUUUUUAAGUAUAUUCAUUAUUUCUUACAUUCAACAAUUAAGACAUUCUAUACUGUUCAUUGUGAUUCUAUUUGACUACAAAUAUCUUCAAAUUUAACUUAAA